Molecule: messenger RNA, 1473 nt
Organism: Pygocentrus nattereri (red-bellied piranha)
Lineage: Eukaryota; Metazoa; Chordata; Actinopteri; Characiformes; Serrasalmidae
Product: GTPase IMAP family member 1-like
Exons: 4
Coding region: 97-1473 (458 amino acids)
Molecular function (GO): GTP binding
Source: RefSeq, a predicted model, not a curated record
CACUGGGUAUUUUGCUUCACACACUUGUAUGAGGAAGAGUUUUUCUCUUCCAACCUCCAGCAACGGCAGUAAAAAAAUCAUCUUUGAGGUGAAACCAUGCACAGCCCAAGUGAAUUAAACAUUGUACUACUGGGAAGAAGUGGGGAUGGCAAGAGCAGCACUAAAAACACCAUCCUAGGGGAGAAAUCAGCCCAAGUGUGGUCAUCUGCAACUUCUUUAGUGAACCAAGUUAAAGCUCAGAACUUACAGGGAAAAACACUAAGAAUUGUUGAAACACCUGGACUGUUUGACACCAGCAGAACUAAAGAAGAGUUUCAGCAGGAGGUAGAGAAGUGCAUCACGCACUGUGUCCCAGGACUCCACGCCUUCAUCAUUAUUCUCAAAGUUGGCAGAUACACAGCACAAGAAGCAAGAAUUCUGGACGAGAUUAAAGAACUGUUUGGGGAGGAUGUCCUGAAAUAUGCUGUAGUUCUUUUUACAAAUGGAGAUCAACUUGAAGAUGGACAAACCAUUGAAGAGUUUGUACAGCAGGGUGUGGCACUGCAAGAGCUUGUAGAUAAGUGUAGAGGUCGAGUUCAUGUCAUUGAUAAUAAAUACUGGAAGCAGCAGCAGGAUGGAUACAGGAGCAACAGAGUUCAGGUAGAGAAGCUACUCAAGACCUUAGAGGAGAUGGUGAAGGAGAGCAGAGGACAGUACUACAGUAAAGAGAUGCUGCAGGCUGUGAAGAAAAUGAGAAGAUCUCUAAAACUAAUUAGAUUAUUUGAAAAUGUCACACACGUGGUGAAGAAAUAUACUCAAGGAAAAGGUUGGGCAGCUGUAAUGUUGGCCUCUGUACUGUUAGUGGGUGUUUAUUUUCGUCACACAUUCUGCCUACCUGCUACGCUGGACCCACACCAGUUCGCAUAUCGGAGCAAUAGAUCCACUGAGGACGCCAUCUCCACAGCACUACACACUGCACUGACCCACCUGGACUGUCAGAACUCAUAUGUGAGAAUGCUCUUCAUUGAUUUCAGUUCAGCAUUUAACACAGUGAUCCCGUCCAUGCUGAUAUCCAAGCUCAACCAUCUGGGCAUCAGCACAUCACUUUGCAACUGGAUUUUGGACUUCCUGACUAACAGACCCCAGAUCCUGGUGAACUUUUACCGCUGUACCAUUGAGAGCAUACUCACCAACUGCAUCUCCGUAUGGUACGGCAGUUGCUGUGCUGCUGACCGCAAAGCACUCCAGCGGGUAGUAAAAACGGCGCAGUGCAUCACAGGCACCGAUUUACCCACCAUCGAGGACAUAUACUACAAACGCUGCAUGGGCAGGGCAAGAAACAUCAUCAAAGAUGUUACCCACCCAAAUCAUAGACUUUUCAGCCUCUUACCAUCUGGCAGGCGUUACAGGAGCCUCCGCUCCCGCACCAGCAGGCUUAGGAAAAGCUUUUUUCCUGAGGCGGUUAUCCUGAUGAACGCUACACAGUCACUUUAA